Molecule: messenger RNA, 1992 nt
Organism: Fulmarus glacialis (Northern fulmar)
Lineage: Eukaryota; Metazoa; Chordata; Aves; Procellariiformes; Procellariidae
Product: protocadherin gamma-C3-like
Biological process (GO): homophilic cell-cell adhesion
Cellular component (GO): plasma membrane
Molecular function (GO): calcium ion binding
Source: RefSeq, a predicted model, not a curated record
GCGGCUGGAGCGCGCUUCCCGCUAGAGAGCGCGCAAGAUCCCGAUGUAGGGAUUAACUCUUUGCAGACCUACCAGCUCAGCGCCAACCCGCACUUUGUGCUCGACGUGCAGACGAGGGUGGAUGGCAGCAAGUACGCAGAGCUGGUGCUAGAGAAGGAGCUGGACAGGGAGGAGCAACGGGAGCUGCGCUUGGUCUUGACCGCGCUGGAUGGAGGCAGCCCACCACGGUCGGCCCACGUGCAGAUCCACAUUGACGUUGUCGACGCCAACGAUAACGCCCCAGUCUUCAACCAGUCCACCUACAAGGCAAGCGUGAGGGAGAACACGCCCAGUGGUACCCUGGUCGCCAGGAUCAGUGCGUACGAUCUGGAUGAUGGGCCCAAUGGAGACAUCGUCUAUUCCUUCAGCAGCCACACACCCGCCAAGGUACGAGAACUCUUUGCUCUGGACUCGGCCACAGGGGAGUUGAGGGUCAAGGGGCAGCUGGACUAUGAGGAAACGAAGCUGUAUGAGAUUUACUUACAGGCUAAAGACAAGGGCGCCGUUCCUGGCGUGGCUCAUUGCAAAGUGCUGGUGGAAGUUGUGGAUGUGAAUGACAACGCUCCAGAGGUGACAGUGACUUCUGUGUACAGCCCCGUGCCUGAAGAUGCAGCCCCAGGGACAGUUGUAGCUCUGCUGAGCGUAACGGACUUGGACUCCCAUGAUAAUGGUCUGGUGAACUGCUUCAUUUCUUCUGGGAUCCCGUUCAUGCUAAGCUCCUCCCUCAAAAAUUACUACACACUGAAAACAAAAGCAGCUCUGGACCGGGAAAAGGCAUCGGAGUAUAACAUCACUAUCACAGCCAGGGACUCGGGCUCACCACCGUUGUCUGCGGUAAAACAGAUCCUGGUGCAGGUGUCAGAUGUCAACGACAAUGCGCCCAAGUCUUCCCAGGACUCCUAUGAUGUCUAUGUGCUGGAGAACAACGUGCCUGGCAUCCCCAUCCUUAACGUGAGCGCCACAGACCCAGACCUUGGGCGUAACGCCCAUCUCUCCUAUACCCUCUUGCAGGGUGACCCCACUGUAGGCCACAUGUUCUCCAUCAACCGGGAGAACGGCACCCUCUACCUGCUCACCUCCCUGGACCACGAGGACCAGGUGGAAUUCAGCAUGAUGGUGCAGGUCCAGGAUGGCGGCUCUCCGCCUCUGGCCACUAAUGUCUCAGUCAGUGUGUUUGUCACUGACCUCAAUGACAAUGCCCCAACUGUGCUGUACCCUCACCCCAACACCACCGCCACCUAUACCGACGUGGUGGCACCAGGCACUCCUGCCGGGCACAUGGUCACCAAGGUGGUGGCGGUGGACGCAGAUGCAGGGUACAAUGCCUGGAUCUCCUAUACCCUGUUGCAGGCCACUGACCCCAGCCUCUUCUCAGUUGGGCUGCACAGCGGGGAGAUCUUCACAGCCCGCCAGCUCCGGGAGGAUGAGCCUCCCCAGCACACACUACUCAUCCUAGACCAUGGGGAGCCUGUGCUGUCCACCAGUGCCACUGUCUCCAUCUCUGUGGCCGAGAUAGUCAAGGAGGUAUUCACUGACCUCACUGAUGUGGCACCUGCCAAUGAUCCCAGGAGGCAUGUGACUUUCUAUCUUAUCCUGGCUGUGAUUUUGGUAUCAGCAGCUUUCUUCAUCACCAUGUUGUCAGUGGGCAUCUUCAAGUGCUACAAGUGGAGGCAGUCAAAGGAGCUGUUCAACAGCUCCAGGAGCACCCUGUACAGGACACCAGGGCCCUUCCACCACAUUGAUGCUGUGCGGGGUGGCUUCACGCCACCCAACUUCUACCACCAGGUCUAUCUCACCACAGACUCUCGCCAGAGUGAUCUCCUGUGUAAAAAGCCCUUCACUUCCAGCCCCCUGGGGAGCCGCCAGAGCACCAUGAGGAAUGGUGAGCCAGGGCUGUACCACCAGAUUGUGGGCACCGCCGGCCGGCUCCCCACCCCUGCCGAGGUAAUGUAG